Messenger RNA from Hippopotamus amphibius kiboko, 1760 nucleotides. It is a transcript of the gene SLBP, whose product is annotated as stem-loop binding protein. Gene Ontology annotation, biological process: mRNA transport; mRNA 3'-end processing by stem-loop binding and cleavage. The record is from RefSeq and is a predicted model, not a curated record. Gene Ontology annotation, cellular component: cytoplasm; histone pre-mRNA 3'end processing complex. Gene Ontology annotation, molecular function: histone pre-mRNA stem-loop binding; mRNA binding. The coding region runs from base 99 to 926 and encodes 275 amino acids. Lineage: Eukaryota; Metazoa; Chordata; Mammalia; Artiodactyla; Hippopotamidae. The transcript has 8 exons.
GGCGGGGCGCGCGCAGUCCGUCAGCGCCGCGCGGAGAGGAGGUCGACGCGUUGCCGCCGCCGCCAGAGCCCAGCGUCCGUCCCACCCGCCGCGGCGCCAUGGCCUGCCGGCCGCGAAGCCCCCCCGGCUGCGGGAGCCGCCGCGACGGCGACGCCAGCCCGCAGACCCCCGCGAGAUGGAGCCUCGGGCGCAAGCGCACGGCCGACGGGAGGCGCCGGAAGCCCGAGGACGCCGAGGGCGCCGUCAGGCCGCCGGGCGGCCGCAGACCCGACAGCUUUACCACUCCCGAAGGCCCGAAGCCCCGUUCCGGGUGUUCAGACUGGGCAAGUGCAGUGGAAGAAGAUGAAACGAGGACUGGAGUUAACAAGGAAAUCGCGAGAUAUAAAAGGAAACUCCUCAUAAACGACUUUGGAAGAGAGAGAAAGUCAUCAUCAGGAAGUUCGGAUUCGAAGGAGUCUAUAUCAGCAUUGCCGGCCGACUUAGAGACCGAUGAGAGUGUCCUGAUGAGGAGACAGAAGCAGAUCAACUACGGGAAGAACACCAUGGCCUACGAUCGCUAUAUUAAGGAAGUCCCCAGGCACCUUCGCCAGCCCGGCAUUCAUCCCAAAACCCCCAACAAAUUCAAGAAGUAUAGUCGACGAUCGUGGGACCAGCAGAUCAAACUGUGGAAGGUGGCUCUGCAUUUUUGGGAUCCUCCAGCUGAAGAAGGAUGUGAUUUGCAAGAAAUACAUCCUGUAGACCUCGGGGAGAUGGAGACCGAAUCCGCAGAAAGCAGCUCUGAAUCCCAGACGAGCUCUCAAGAUAACUUCGACACGUACUGUGGCACACCCACGAAAGUUCGCCAUGUAGACAGCCAGGUGGAGGACGAGUUCGACCUGGAGGCCUGUUUAACUGAACCCUUGAAGGACUUCUCAGCCAUGAGCUAACGGGCGCACCCUGGAGGCCCCUGGGAGCAAGCGCUGCCCCCGUCUGGGAGGCGCCCGGCCGGCACGCGUCCUGCCUUUGUAUCUGGAGGUUUCUGUUGUUUACUGUCUCGCAGUGAAUUGUUGUUCUUGCCUUAUUUUCUUCAGAAACAUUAAUUUUACGUAUAGGGAGUGUGUUUUGCAUGUUUUAAAUCAUAAAUGGAACCAAAUCCGAGGAAAACUGAACUUGAGGCCAUCUUGCGACAACCUUAACUGCUUCUUGAAUCUCUAGCGUCCUUGAAGUCAACCUGACGAGCGGACCGUAACUGGUGUUCCACUAGUAUUUUAGACAUUAAGUUGUUACUGGUCAGGUGGCUGGUUUGGGUGUAACCGCGUGUUCGUGGGACCAGUCUGGCACCGGCUGUCUUCGCUGGGAUCUGACCGAGUGUUCUCGUAGCCAGACACCUUUACUGUGUUAUGGGAAGGGUGGGGAUUUGGCCGUUCGUUGAUGUGUCGGGAUGGGCUUUUCCCUCGUUCAGAGCACUGAAUAGUCAGGUAGCGAAUUGAGCUGGUAAGUUAAUGGGGGUUAUGUAAGUUAUACAGUCUUAAUUUGGUAUUUGUAAAUAGCACUGAGUAGGCCUUCUACCUAUAAUACUCCAAGAGUUAAGGCAGCAGAAGGAUUUAGAAAGAACUUUUUUUUAACAAUCAGUUAAUUUACCAUGUAAAAUUGCUGUAAAUGAUAAUGUGUACAGAUUUUCUGUUCGAAUAUUCAGUUGUAAACUUCUUGUUAAGACUGUUAUGUUUCUGUUGCUUUUGUAUGGAAUGACAUUGCAAAAAUAAAAAGGACCUUCUUUAACU